Messenger RNA from Symbiodinium necroappetens, 2985 nucleotides. NCBI's taxonomy places the organism in Eukaryota, Dinophyceae, Suessiales, Symbiodiniaceae. The record is from the annotation of a GenBank genome assembly.
AUGCAAACUUUUUAUCCUCCCUUGAGGAAACGAGCAGGCAUUGAUGACUCCGCAGGCCAGUCGCCAGCAAAUGGGCAUGAAGGGAGCAAUGUCCAGGAGGGACUCCCUCGAAGAGGUCAUUCGGGUCUGGUUAUCCAGGCUGCCGCGAAGGCGGCAGCCUCUGGCACAGCAGCGAGCUACUGCAACCCCGGCCUAUGGCUUGGCCAUCGCCACGCUCAAGCACAAGCACUGACGCCACAGAAAGCACCCACGGGGCCGACGGCGCCCAGGGCAUCAAGAAGCAGCUCUCACCCAAUCGGAGACAGCUUGGAUGUGACCUUCCAGGAGCGUCUUACGAGCUUCGGGGCGGAUCAGCUGCCGGAAUUGGUCGAACUGAUCGAAGCAAAGCAUUCACAGUUCAGCCCUGUCAGUUUGUGCACUGCCAUCCAUCGCCUGGCAGCUUUUCAGCAGGGCAGCAAGCAGUUCCAACGCUGCCAAGGCCUGUUGUCGACCUUGGAAUCUCAGCUUCGUGAGCGGCCGAGUCGGUUCAGAGCGCAAAGCAUCGCCAACGCUUGUUGGGCCGUGGCCAAGCUUCAUUGGACUGCCCAGUCAUUGAUGGAGGCAAUGAUUCAGAUCACAGAACAACGAGUGGACCAUUUCAAACCUCAAGAGCUGUCCUUGUUUUUGUGGGGCAUUGCCUCAUCUCGGACUGCCCCAAAAAAUGCUGAAGCCACAGCUGCAGCAGCAAUUACAUCGGAGUUCCUUCAGCGUGGAAGCGCCAAGUUUGAUGCUCAGAGCACUGCGACUCUGGCUUACUCGGCAGGCGUGCUGCUUGUCACAAAUGAAGCGUUUUGGUCCGCCAUGGAUGCAGGCUCGGCCGACCGAGUGUCAGAAUUCAGCGAUAGGCAGCUGGCAAACCUUGUCUGGGGCUUUGCCACCGUUGCCUACACGGACUGUACUGCCAUAUUCACUCGAGUUGCAAAGGAAGCCCCGAUUGCCAAGCUGGCACCGAUCGACUUGAGCUUAGUCGCUUGGUCCAUGGCCAAAGUUGCUCAAGGAGGGCAGGAAUUUUACGAUGCAGUCGCGGAUGCAGUUUGUUGCAAGCGCGAUGCAUGGAAGAUCAGUGACACGAGAAACAUUGCGACGCUUCUCUACUCCUUGGCACUUGCAGAACAGGCGGCCUCUCAUGAGGGCGCUUUCAGGAUCCUAGCAGAGGCAGCCUGCAAGCGUCCAGGAGAGUUCAGCCUGCAGGGCUUGACAAAUGCAGUGUGGGCCUUUGCCACGGCUUGCUACACAGAUGAACGCUGGUUUGCAGUGGUGGCCAGUGAGGUAUUGAAACGGGACCACUCUGAGUUUGAACUGCUGGAUGUAGCAAAUUGCCUGUGGGCUUAUGCCGCUGUCUUGCACAAAGAUCCUCAUAUCGUCUCAAGGUUGACAUCUCUCGGUAAGGUGAUGAUGACAGAGUUCUCUGCGCAGAAUCUGGCCAUCAGUGCUUGGGCCUUGGCAUCAUUGGAGGUGCGUGAUCAUCACUUUUUUGAACGAGCGGCUGACCCUUUCGUCGCACGCCUUUCAGAGUGCAAGUCCCAAGAACUGAACAACAUGCUCUGGGCCUAUGCCACAGUUGGUGUCAGACUGCCGUGGUUGUUCAUCAAGGUGUCAAACCAUGCAAAAGCUGUGGGAUUGGCAGAGUUUAAAAUGCACGAGCUCUCCAUAAUGAUGUGGGCACAUGGAACUGCCGGAGUUUGCAACCAUGAUUUCUUCGACGAUGUUGUGGAAGAAGUCUUGGGCAGCCGGGGAAUCAACAGCUGUGCCCCGCGGCAGGUUGCCAAUGCAGCCUGGGCGUACAGUACAAUCAUCGGUCGGUGCCACUGGCCCUGGAUGCAAGCUGUAGCUGAAUAUUCCAGCCAACAUAUCUGCGAAUUUGACAUGCAGGGCAUUGGAAACGUCCUUUGGUCUUUUACAAACGUGGCAACCUUCAGCGAAAGGCUUCUGGAGAGUGCAUGCCGAGAGACGGCCAGGAGGGCCCGGGAGGAUCCUUCCUCUGCCUCGCAGAACAUCGCACAGGUGCUGAGCGCGGCUCAAGCUGCCGGUCUCCUUCACGUCGAACUCUUUGAGGCGGCGAUUCAGGCUUUCCUUCGUGGCUUCGGCUCGGAGCCUUCGAGGGAUGCACAAGGCAUCGGUGCCAGAGAGCUGCUGAUUCUCGGCAACGCCGCCAAGCCUGCGUCAAGAGAAUUGGGAGGUCUGUGGACACGACUGAGCCAGUUCCUCGACUUGCAUAUCUUUCAUUCCUUGCGUCAGGCCGUACCCAGUGGCGAUGGUGGCUGGUCAAAGAUGGAGAGCCGGAUCUCCGAACUGGACUUGGAUCACCUGGGAGUGUGGUUCACGGCUCAGUUUCUGGAAGAUGUCCAUGCGGUGAGCUCGGCGGAAGUCUUCACCCCAAGCUGUUCUACAUCUGCCUGGGUCAAAGAGGCAGCAGCGGCUUGCGCUGUCGAGCGGGAAAGAGCCAUACGGGCAGGAAUGGCCGAAGCUGCGCCCCUGGAGCAGCAAAAGCUCGUUCGACAACUCGACAAGGUGAACAAGAGGGAGAUCGUUGCCUGGGUUCGGUAUACCACAAGAACAGGCAGGAAUGAGCCGGGCCGUGCUUUCAGCUGGCAACUCGAAGACUCCAAGAAGGCCAGCAGCUCCGCUUCGAUGGCUUCGGAACUUCUCAAGCCGAUGAUCACCCGCAGCCGAGUGGCUCCAAACAUGCUUGGAGAGCACGACCGCAGCGGCCAUGCGGAACGCUGUGCACUAAUGCAAGUGACGACCGACCUGCUCGGAGACACUGACUGUGAAGGAGCUUCGAGCAUUGAAGGCCAGAUAUUUUUGUACGUGACCCAUUUUCCCUGCAUCUCUUGUGUAUGUGUCAUCGCGCAGUUCUCUCGAUUGUUCCCACGACUCUCUUUCCAUCUAGCUUAUGCGGAUGGAAGAUCGAUUCAUGCCCAAUCUUUGGAAGCAAGGCCAAAA